Messenger RNA from Lottia gigantea (owl limpet), 2153 nucleotides. RefSeq lists its product as hypothetical. Bases 271 to 1890 code for a protein of 539 amino acids. Gene Ontology annotation, biological process: protein dephosphorylation; positive regulation of cytokinesis; regulation of exit from mitosis. The record is from RefSeq and is a predicted model, not a curated record. Gene Ontology annotation, cellular component: spindle pole; kinociliary basal body; nucleolus. NCBI's taxonomy places the organism in Eukaryota, Metazoa, Mollusca, Gastropoda, Lottiidae. Gene Ontology annotation, molecular function: protein tyrosine/serine/threonine phosphatase activity; protein serine/threonine phosphatase activity. The transcript is spliced from 14 exons.
UGAAAACCUAUUUUUAAUGUUUUGAUUUUAUCGUUUCUAUUUUAACGUUUUACUUAUAACUACAGGGUGAUGCUAUUUUAUACGUAGAUAUUUUCACAAUAAGGAAUAUUUGAGUGCAUUUUAUCUUUUAGUUUUGAUUAUUUCCACCCUGUUCAGCUGUUGUAAUUGGAAAGUGUACUCGACAAGAUUUGAAACGAAUUUUGAACACGAAUAAACACAUCACGGAGUUCAACGCCACUUUUAUUUUUAUAAUUUCAUCUUCCUCUUACGAUGGCAGAUGACAAUGAGGUUAUUGGCAGUGCAUCCGAGUUUAUAAAGGAUCGAUUGUAUUUUGCAACCCUUCGAUCAAAACCAAGAUCCUCAGCACACACACAUUAUUUCUGUGUGGAUGAGGAGUUGUUGUAUGAAAACUUCUAUGCAGAUUUUGGUCCUCUUAAUUUAGCCCAGUUAUACAGAUAUUGUUGUAAAUUAAAUAAAAAAUUAAAGUCAUUUUCCUUAGCAAAGAAAAAAAUAAUCCAUUAUACAAGUUUUGAUGCAAGAAAACGAGCCAAUGCUGCAUUUUUGAUAGGUGCAUAUUCAAUUAUUUAUUUAAAGAAAACACCAGCAGAAGCUUAUAAACCAUUAGUAGCUGGUUCUAAUCCCCCUUUCUUACCAUUCAGAGAUGCUUCCUUUGGUCCUUGUACAUAUAAUUUAACAUUAUUAGAUUGUUUACAAGCAAUUAGUAGGGCCUUAGCAAAUGGAUUUUUUGAUUUUGAAAAUUUUGAUGUAGAUGAAUAUGAGCAUUAUGAGAAAGUUGAAAAUGGAGAUUUUAAUUGGAUAGUACCAAAUAAAUUCUUGGCUUUUUGUGGUCCUCAUGCCAAAUCCAAGAUAGAAAAUGGUUAUCCUUUACAUGCACCAGAAGCUUACUUUCCAUAUUUCCGUAAACACAAUGUUACACAUAUAGUACGGUUAAAUAAAAAGAUAUAUGAUGCUAGAAGGUUCACUGAUGCAGGCUUUGAUCAUACUGAUUUAUUCUUUAUUGAUGGCAGUGUACCUAGUGAUAACAUUGUCAGACAGUUCUUAGAAUUAGCAGAAAACUGUGAUGGUGCCAUUGCAAUUCAUUGUAAAGCUGGUCUUGGUAGAACAGGCUCAUUAAUAUGUGCAUAUAUAAUGAAGCAUUAUAAAAUGACUGCAGGGGAAUGUAUUGCAUGGAAUAGAAUCUGUAGACCAGGUUCAGUUAUUGGUCCUCAACAACAUUUUUUAGAGGAAAAACAGGCAUGGUUAUGGAUGCAAGGAGAUCUAUAUAGAGCUAAACAGAAAGAUAGAUCACGAGGUAUAGAAAGACAAGGUUGUGUCUCUAAGUUAUUAAGUGGUGUAGAUGAUAUGAGGUUACAUGAUGGACAAGAGAAUGAUCAAUAUUACAGUAAUUAUACUGAUAUGAUUUAUUCUGGUCCAAUAACUAGAAGUUCUAUCAUAGAAACUCAAGGUGAUAAGUUAAACCAGAUUAAAAUGAUGAGAAAACAUAUUAGAUCAGCUACCACUGGUACUGUUGGUGGUGAUGAUAUGAAAUCUCAUAAACGAUCAACUACAGGGCCCAUGAGAUCAUCUGGUUCAAAGAGUGCGCAAGGUGUUUCAUCGCCUGUGAAAACAUCGAAAGUUUCGUCUUCAGUGCUUGCCCACAACCAGGCAAAUACUAGUACACACAAACGUAGUACCAGAGUUUCACCUGGUUCAUCUCCUAGUGCCAAGAGCUCAACCAAACUAGAUCAUCGAUAUGAUUAUGGAUACUCUUCUCGGAAUAGAUAUUCAGGAUCUUCAGAUAUUUAUAGUAGUGUAGUUGAUUAUACGGCUUCUUGGCCAUAUAAGUAUCAUUUACGCUCGGGAUACUCUGUCGGUUCCUCUUACUCGUAGCAGUAAAACUCCACCAAUCCGAUGAUAAACCACACUGGAAAGUAGAAGAUGUUAUUAUAAAUCGUCGUGUGAUUUGAUAUGAGGCCUUACAGAAUUAGUUUUUGUUUUAUUAAUUUUUACCGGUAUUUUAAUCUAUAAACCUAUUUGUUUUAUUACUUGUUAAUAACCUCUAGAUUGUUUUUACUUGGCAGCUCAUUUGCCAAAGCUUUUAGACAUAAUAUUGCUCAUAAUCAGAAUGAUAGCACACAAUAUUAGUCUUUUAU